AUGGUGGCGGAAGCUCAAAGUUAUGAGGAGUUGAUGCAAGAUGCAGGAUUCGCAAAAGAGUGUGACAGGACGAGAAUCACUGGACAUUUCACGGGGGAAAGCGGCAUAAAGGAGACGGCUAGAAAUGGCUGCGCCUCUUCAUCGAUCCAGUGGUUUGCGCGCCAUUCCAGUCAGGUCACAUGGGCCUACAUCGAGGAAGCAUGGAAGCUGAUGGCUGAUGAAGUUAAGCAAGGACUCCAAGCUGAUGGCCUUUGGUUUGAGAGUGAGGAAGCCAGGAAGGCAAUUGGAGAUGGGGCACGAAAAGCCUUGUCGCCAAAGGGAAAAGGGUAUGCUUUUGUGGCAGUUCUCUUCGGGCCCGAUCAAGAUAUGCUACAACGGUUUGUGUUGGGAGCUCUGGUCUUGGGGCAUUCUUUGAAAGUGAGUUCAACCAGUUUUGACAUGGUACUCCUACACACUGCCGAUGUCAUGGAUGUACCUGGUGCUGGGUUGCUUGAAGUCUUUUGGAAGACACGAGAGGUGAGCUAUGUGGAAGCAAAUCCGAAGCUGAUUUGCCAAAGCGAGAACCGCUUCCAGCACGUCUUCACCAAGUUGCAAUGUUUUGGCUGCGAUGACUACGAGAAAGUGGUUUUGUUGGACAUCGACCUCCUUGUACGUGACAACAUUGAUGAGUUGAGUUCUUGCCAGCCACCGUGUGCUCUGCGGAGGGGGCACAAGGCUUUGCCCUCACAUGUGGAUGUCUCCUUGUCUUGCUACAACACUGAGGGUCGACAAAAGUUCGGCAUGAAUUUAGGAGUAGCGGUACUGAAGCCCAGCAAGGAAGAAUUGGAGAAGAUUCUGACCUCAGUGAAGAGCCGAGACCCAAUGCAUGAGGUGUGCAGCGGGCCGGAGCAAGAUUUCUUGAGUCGUUGGUUCAAGAAUUGGACAUCAAUGAAUGUGAAGUACAACUACCAACUCCAUCAGUUGGCACUAUCCUGCGAGCACGAGGGCCCUCAAGCCAUGCGUCUUCAGCUGAAAUUGGAGAACGUGAAAGUUUUGCAUUACAGUGGUCGGGUGAAGCCUUGGGACUUCUACUUUGAUGUGAGGGCAAAGUCUUCGGAGAGUUUCUCAGCAUUUUGCGAAGAGAGAUUGUUGCCGGCUUACAAUGCAAAAGGCAAAGAGUUUGAAGACACGGUCAGAAAUGCGGCGCACGAAUGGAAACAGCAAUGCAAGGAUAUGUGGCAGUAUGCGCUUGCCCAAACAAGCUGUGACAAAUGCAAGCUUUGUGGAGAAUCUCUGUUGAAGGAGAUGCAGCUUGAGCAUUGCUUCGUGCAAUGCCCGGGGAUUAGUCAUCUUCGACCAGAGGCUUUGACACUGGAAGAUAUUCAGCAUCCAGAACCUCAGGAAUUCCGAAGAGUCUUGGCAUUUGUGGCCAGUGUUCUUGAGCGCCACCGCUGGCAGGCUGACGAUACGUUUGAAGGAACCCGGGAGAGUUCAGACCAGGGAGACAAAGAGGACACGAAGCAUGGAAACCAUCAAGCUGAAGCUCCGAUAUCUGCACCGAUAUCUACAGCUUCAAGCCAAAGCGAAAGCAAGACUCUUCAUCUCGUAUUGCACCCCCAGCCCAAAAGAUCCUACGAGGAUUCUCCAUUGGGUCGCCUUCGGGAAAAGAUCCUACAAGAAGUGGCUGACAACCGAGAAGACGUUGCUGAUUUGUAUGCAGAGUUCAUUCGCUCUUGCCAUCAAGAGCGGGCUGCGCGAAGGGACUUUGCUUCUUUCCUGGUGUUUUUGCCGGGCAAGAGAGAGCUGCAGCUCUUGUGGGAGAGGUUGGAUGACGUGACAGAUCUCCAGGUGAAAUGCAUUUUCGGUGGGCAAACCAUUGAAGAGCAGGAGAGAGUCCUGUCAGAAUCGCAUCAACGUGAAAGGAGCGUAAUUCUGGGGACCGAUGUCAUCGAAUCCAGCGUCACCAUUCCGGACGUUGAUUUGGUGAUUGACACCUGCGAGCAAAAGCGCCUCCGCUGGGAUGGAGGGAAGAACCAAAGUUUGCUUACGUUGGUUUUGGUGAGCAAAGAUGAGGCCAAGCAACGCUCAGGAAGAACUGGGCGAGUGCGAGACGGUGAAGUCAUCCGCCUUGUCAGCAAAGGGUGCUUUGAUAGGUUGCAGCCUCAUGCCGAACCCCAAAUCAAGCACAGCAGGCUAGAAGACCUGCUUCUGUCCCUGUUUGAGUUGCCCAACCUGGGUGAUCCACGUCAGUUUCUGGAGAAGAUGCCGGAUGCGCCGGACAAAGCUCGUGUGGACCAAGCCAUCAUCAGGCUGUUGGAGCUAAAUGCUCUGGCCAAGCAGGGUAACGCCCAACCAAAACCCACAUUCUUUGGACGGUUCUUACAGAAAAUGCCUUUGGAUCCUGACGUCGGCUUUCUUGUGAUGAGCGGGGUUAGGCUGCAAAUUGUUCAGGAAUGUGCUAUUUUGGCCGCAGUUCACCAACGAGGGGACCCCUUCCUGGACAGCAUGAAUCUGAGCCCCGAGGAAGUGAACGGUCUGUGGGAGGUGCGUGAUGCCUGCAGCCCUGGGCGCGCAAAAGGUCGAGAUCGUCCACUGCCUGGCGACUUGAUGGCAGGACUGGGAGCUUACAAAGCCUGGCAAGCUCAAGUGAAGAACCAGACAAGAGGAGGUUGGACCUGGGACAUCAAGGAUGAAGCUGUUUGGUGCGCUCAGCAUUUCCUGAGCUUGGAGAGAUUGCACGAGCUUGAAGAAAUGGUGGUGCAGAUCCGUGAUGUUUUGGAAGAACUGGGCUAUGCUUCGAGCCUUCCCCAAGCCGACAAAGACAGAAUGAGGCAGAGGAGACAAGACAAAGUUGGCACUUCUUUGGCUGCCAGGAUUCGCCCAAUGCUUCAUGCAGCCCAGGACUUUUGGCGCCUGUUGCGUGAUCAAAGGGAUCGGGAUGCCCAGCUGCUUCUGGCUUGGUGCAUUGCAGCCAGCUUCACAAGUGGCCUCAUUGAGGUGAAGAACGGUUCCAGCACAGAGCAGUUGAAGUACAAGGCCAAGAAUAAUCGGUCGCAUCAGGUUUCAGAGGUUUUGAGACGGCAAGGAUUCCACGUGGUAGAUGGUCGCGUUUUGCAAAAGGGUGAUGUACAGGUGAGCUUCCAAAGCCCUCAGGAAGCUCACAAAGCUUUUCAGAUUGGGCAGCUGGUGAACAACAACAUGAUGCCGUGGAGGGCAGCAGACCCAUGGGGGCGGCCACAGCAGCGCACAUCAGUGCAUCCCCGAAAAUGCUAUGAAGGAUCCCCCAUCAAGAUCCUUCCAUCGUCGCUUGCGUGGCUGCCCACAACGGAAGAUGCAGUGCUUGCUGGGAUUUGGACUGUCAGCACCCUGAUCCAUGGGCAGUGCGAAGAUGAGCGCUACACUGCGCCGUCGCCAAAGGUCGCGGACCUGCUGGACAACAUCAGAAAUAGAAUGGACACAGAGUUUGGCCUCAAUCAGAAAGAGCGCCACCGGAUUGUCGAGGACCUUUUGAGAAUGUAUGAGAUGUUACGCAUAUAUAGAUAG
Durusdinium trenchii is the source of this 3522-nucleotide messenger RNA. NCBI's taxonomy places the organism in Eukaryota, Dinophyceae, Suessiales, Symbiodiniaceae. The record is from the annotation of a GenBank genome assembly.